Molecule: messenger RNA, 19898 nt
Organism: Podarcis lilfordi (Lilford's wall lizard)
Lineage: Eukaryota; Metazoa; Chordata; Lepidosauria; Squamata; Lacertidae
Source: the annotation of a GenBank genome assembly
GAAAGGGAAAGCGGGCGCCGGUCCGGACGUGCUGGGGCUGGGCGCCGCCAUGUUGGGUGCGCGCAAAGCAUGCUGGGCCAGAAGGGGCCCGCCCCUUCGAGGGGGGGGAAAAGGAGGCUGAGAGUGGUUGUCAAUGGCAACUCCAGUAGGCCUCUUCCUAGGAAGGGAGGGGCGCUGUUGUUAUUUUUGCAGCCGAGGAAGAAGACCUCAGUAUUAAUAACACUAAUAUUCGUAUUAAGAAUAAUAUUAUUCUUAUGAACAGACUGCAAUAAUAACAGUAGAUGAAAAAUAAGGGAGGAGGUUUCAAUUAUUCAUAAUAAUAUUAAUAAUGCAGUCUAAUUAACAGACGAAUAAUAAUAAUAGAUGGAAAUUAAGGUGUGGUGAAUAUAUUUUUGUUUUUAAAAAAAUACAGUGUUAGAAAAUAAAUAAUACAAUUUACAAUUUUUUGCUUUUUAUGUCUCUCCCAUUCCAUUUAUCUAGACAUCCUCUACAAUCUGCUGGGCCUUGCAGUGCCAUCAGCUAGAACAAUGGUAACACCAGAAAUUAUUUUCUAACUCUUGUUUACUUUAUGACUAUAUAAUUAUCAAAUGUCAAGCCUAAUUAGCAUUUAGUGUAAUGCCAUAAGCUACAGUUUUCUUUACUCUGGAGUAGCUCUAUUAAAAUUAAUAAGCUCCAUCUGCAUUUAGGAACUCCUAUGAUGACAAUUAAUGACAGGAGGGGUGACUGAGUUUAUUCCAGACUACAUGGAUUGCAGGAAUGGGUUUUAUAAUAUUUAUAAAAGUAAAACAACCACAACAAUAUGCAUUAUAAUCUUUGCUCAGAGCUGGUGUAGCUAAUUUGAGGCUGUGUACACACCAUAUAUUAAAAGCAUUGUCACUUCUCCCCUGUAAGAAUCCUGGGAACUGUAGAUUACCCUUCUACCGCAUAGCUACAAUUUGCAGCACCCUUUACAAACUGCAAUGCUCUACCUCCACAGUCAGUGGCAGUAACGUUUGUGAAUAGUAGUUGCUGGAAGAUGCAGGAAGGGAAUACAGAAUGCUCUUGUUUUCACAGGCCUCUGGUUGGCCACUGUGAGAACAGGAUGCUGGACUAGACAGGCCAGUGUGGCCUCAUCCAGCAGGCACUUCUUAUGUCCUUACAUGGUUCAAGGGAAGAGAUUGUGAGAAGGCAUCUUCCAAAGCAAUCCCACCCCGCAAAUAACUUUGGAGCCUUCUUGCCUCUAGCCUAGCCCUCACCCCUUUUCCUGUUUCUGCUGGAGUCUUCUUUUGCUUGCCACGCCUGCGGGCUCUCUUCCGGCCAACGCUGCCAAUGGCAGAUCUUAAAAACAUGGGGUCGGUGAGAUUCGGCAAUCGAAGCACCUUGCGCCUGCUGGACCUCCUGAGCGGAGGGGCUUGUGUCUUGCUCCUCGUGAAGUAGGGUGAAAUGUGAGGAGUGUUGCAAGCUGGUGCAGAGGCAGAAGGUUUGGCCGAGAUGGUAGGGCAUGGCUUCUCUGUCAGGGGCUUCCUGACCCAGUAGAACACCAGCAUCAAACGCCUCCUAGAUGGGUUGGACAUGCUGAAGAAGGUGCUGGAGGCCCAAAGAUCAGGGUGCCUUCAAAGCGGAGGACGCAGCAGGCAGUUGCCUAUCAGUGGUGCCAAAUCCAAGUAAAUGUUAGCUCCAGUCCUGUUAAAUCAAUCCAGCAAUUAUGAACGUUAAGUAAGGGAUUAAUUCCUCAGGCAGUAUGAAAAGACUCUAUGUGGCUUUUUAAUAGCUGGGAAGCUCCCAACUACUGCCACUGUUGACAGCCUGUUGCCCCUUAUCUCUGCUUGAAUGGGUUAUGUCACAAUGGUUCCUUCAUCAGGUGUUUGUGAGCAUGACAGUGCUGUUGGGAGUUUCAGCAAUGAAGGCUCAGGCAUAACAUACUGUUUGAAAGUCUGAACAUUUCCUCUUUUUUUAUUUAACAAAAUUUAUAUACCACUUUUAUAAUUUAUAUACAAAUUAUUAGGAGAGUAAGUUAAAAAUAUACUGUAGUUUAUUCACUUAUAUGCUAGUUGACAUACUUUAUUCCUUCUUAUACUUCUAUCCCACCUUUCCUCCACAGAGCAUACACACUUCAGCCUCCACCUUACCCAUUUUAUCCUGACAGCAAUAUUGUGAGCUAGGGCCAUAGCUCAGUGGUAGAACAACUGCUUAGCAUGCAGAAGGCAUCAGGUUCAGUCCCCAGCAUCUCCUGGUGGGACUGGGAAAGAUCCUGCCUGAAAUCUUGGAGGGCUGCUGCCAAUCAGCGCAAACCAAGUAUCUUCAGCCUUUGAAGACCCAGGACCUCCUUUUAAUCAUACAUGCAUUUGGGGACCCAUUUCUUAAUCUUUUCCCAUAUAUUUGCAGGGUGGUAGCGCUCUUGUUGCCACCCACCUUGGAUCGGGCUGCAGCAUGUUAGUGGGUUCCAACCCACCAGCUCAAGACCAGUGGUGUAGACAAUACCGAACUGAAUGGACCGGUUUCAUGUAUUACUCUGUGUUGGGCUGAGAGAAAGAGAGGAGCUGGCCCAAGGUCACCCAGUGGACUUCAUGGCUGAGUUUGGGAUUUGAAACCCUGCUUUCGCAGGUCCUAGUCUAACACAUCCAAAACAUCUGGAGCAUUCCAGCUAGGGUGGGGAUCAUGCCCAUGGUUUCUCAUCUGAGCCUUGUAAAUGGUGCUGAGCCUUUGCUUCCUGGUUCUAAGAUGUUUUGGCAAGUGCGGGGUUUCUUUGAAUUUUUUUCCUCCAGAAGCCGAGCAAAAGAACAAAACUGACAUGUUAGAGCCUCACUGAAUGUGACUUUUCCAAAUAAAGAGGAAAUGCAUCACCCACAAAAAAGACAUUGAUGUGCAUCAACUUUUCAUAUGCUAAUUUAUUAAUAAUAAUAAAAAUAAUUGAAUUUAUAUCCAACUCUUUCUUCCAAAAGAGCUGAGAAUGGCAGAUGCAGAAUUUAAAAGCCAAGCUAAGCCAAGCCAUUCUAUCUAAAACAGUUAAAACAGUUAAAAAACAAUUAUAAUUAAAAACAUGUAAAAGCAGUUACAGUUUAACAUUCUUCUAUCCAACUAUCUUAGGUCAGAGGCGUAACUAGGCUCCUGUGUGUUCUUGCCAUGGAGCCAUAUUGGUGCCCGCCCCCAUCUCUUGCACCCUUGGCAGGAAACUGUAUUAGCCCCUCUGAAUCUAGAAAGACCAUGGACCAGAAACUCAAAAAGUCACAGUUGGGCUGCUGCAACGGCUGUGGAACUGCCCAUCAGCAACAGGGCAGAGGCUCCAGGCCUGACCCUCAUGCUGAAUUUCUGCUUUGACCUCCAGAAACAUGGCACAAGAAGCAAGCCGAUGAUGGAACUGCCCUGACAACCUCUCUAAGCUAUCUAGGAAGGUUUUUAGACACUGAUGUUCUCCCAUUCCCCUAAAUGACCAGGACAGCAAAUAGCUAGCAAAUGUUUAGGUUGGGCUUCUGAGUCGAAAGGUGUUUUCCCAAGGAAAUAAGAUGAUAUAUUGUGGCAGACAAGUAGAACAUUUUUACUUUUACUUUGUUUUCACAUAUGAGGAAAUCAGAGCAUGCAAAUUCACACUCCAGGUUGCUGUAAGUAUUUGCAAUCUUUGGCCUAUAUUGAGCAGGACCCCCCACCUGUGGCAGAGUGCUAGAUGGUUUUUUGAUCUCUUCCUGAUCCUCAUAAAGUUUCUUUUGGUUGCUAAUUGUUUAGUUGAAUUGAAUGGGCUCAUCUUACACAUUAAUAUAAUGUUAUCUUUUAAGCUAGACAGCAUCCUAAACCUAGACAGCAUCCUAAAAAGCAGAGACAUCACCUUGCCAACAAAGGUCCAUAUAGUUAAAGCUAUGGUUUUCCCAGUAGUGAUGUAUGGAAGUGAGAGCUGGACCAUAAAGAAGGCUGAUCGCUGAAGAAUUGAUGCUUUUGAAUUAUGGUGCUGGAGGAGACUCUUGAGAGUCCCAUGGACUGCAAGAAGAUCAUACCUAUCCAUUCUUAAGGAAAUCAGCCCUGAGUGCUCACUAGAAGGACAGAUCGUGCAGCUGAGGCUCCAGUACUUUGACCACCUUAUGAGAAGAGAAGACUCCCUGGAAAAGACCCUGAUGUUGGGAAAGAUUGAGGGCACAAGGAGAAGGGGACGACAGAGGACGAGAUGGUUGGACAGUGUUCUCGAAGCUACCAGCAUGAGUUUGAGCAAACUGCGGGAGGCAGUGGAAGACAGGAGUGCCUGGCGUGCUCUGGUCCAUGGGGUCACGAAGAGUUGGACACGACUAAACAACAACAUCUUUUAAGCAUGUAUGGGAUGGAGCUGGGUAUAUAACUCUGAUUCAACAGGACUCUUAGUGUUCUUAAAACAUCUGGGGGGCAGUAGAUUGGGGAAGGGUGUGGUAGGCUUUCCUUUUGAGUUAAUAUGUAUAGAUUGCACUUGGUGUAAUAGGGUGUGACCUAUUUUCAGGGUGUGACCCCUGAAAUCUUGGAGGGCUGCUGCCAAUCAGCGCAAACCAGGUAUCUUCAACCUUUGAAGACCCAGGACAUCCUUUUAAUCAUACAUGCAUUUGGGGACUCAUUUCUUAAUCUUUUCCCAUACAUUUGCAGGGUGGUAGCGCUCUUGUUGCCACCCACCUUGGAUCGGGCUGCAGCAUGUUAGUGGGUUCCAACCCACCAGCUCAAGACCAGUGGUGUAGACAAUACUGAACUGAAUCGACCGGUUUCAUGUGUUCCUCUGUGUUGGGCUGAGAGAAAGAGAGGAACUGGCCCAAGGUCACCCAGUGGACUUCAUGGCUGAGUUGGGAUUUGAACCCUGCUUUCGCAGGUCCUAGUCUAACACAUCCAAAACAUCUGGAGCAUUCCAGCUAGGAAAGGCUGCUGUGGAAUUGCUUACUGCUUACCUGAUGUAGAUGGCAGGUCUGAGUACCUACAAUUGCAAUUUCCAUUCUUUGUGGUGCAUGGGCUCUGCCGAAGUUCUGAAAAGUUCUAAAUUGCCUUGAUGCUCUGCCACUGAGCUAUGCAAAUUGACUCAAUAAACCACACUAGGAUUGCUCUGUUAGCUGCAUAUGUUGGUUUUAUCUGGGUGCUAGGCACGGGUGACCCAUGCAGUUUAGCUACCUGAGACAAAAUGCUCAUUGCCACCUUCUGGCCCCACCUGCUGCGUUCCACAUCUGCUGCUGCUGUGCCCCAGCACUUGCCGAACUUGGCAGGAGGCAGGGUAUUCCUUAAGUUGUUGCUGCUUGCUUGGCUUCUCUGCCCAGGUGGAAGCAGUGGAACAGGUGGGUGAAGCGCUGCCUCUUGAAUUCUGCUGCCAGAUAUGCAACUUGGGUUGGGUGGUGGUGGUGCUAGCAAUGGAAGAGCAAAUUCAAGAAUCUCCAAAUUUUAGAUCCAUGUUUUCUGUUUAUAUUUAUUUUCUUCUACAUUCAACUGCUACCUUGUAAGACUUUGCCUACUUUUGUGUGUGCACACACUUAAUUUGCAGGUGAUACUGAUAUUUGCACUGGACACAGUAGAAAUGUAUCAACUUUUAUGAUUAUUUUUUACAGGAAGGAUGUGAAUUUCCAAGGGCCCUGUAAAGUCCAGAGUUAUCAUAAGGUUGAUCUGCUUUUAGCGUGGGGAUCAUUCACAUGGUCUCUCAUCUGAGCCUUGUAAAUGGUGCUGAGCCUUUGCUUCUUGGUUCUAAGAUGUUUUGGCAAGUGCGGAGUAUCUUUGAUUUUUUUUCCUCCGAGCAAAAGAACAAAGGUGACAUGUUAGAGCCUCACUGAAUGUGACUUUGGGUGAGGGUGGGUGUUACUUUUCCAAAUAAAGAGGAAAUGCAUCACCCAGGAAAAAAAACAUUGAUGUGCAUCAACUUUUCAUAUGCUAAUUUAUUAAUAAUAUUAAUAAUUGAAUUUAUAUCCAACUCUUUCAUCCAAAGGAGCUGAGAAUGGCAGAUGCAGAAUUUAAAAGCCAAGCCAAGCCAAGCCAUUCUAUCUAAAACAGUUAAAACAGUUAAAAAACAAUUAUAAUUAAAAACAUGUAAAAGCAGUUACAGUUUAACAUUCUUCCCUCCAACUAGCUUAGGGCAGAGGCGUAACUAGGCUCCUGUGUGUUCUUGCCAUGGAGCCAUAUUGGUGCUCACCCCCAUCUCUUGCACCCUUGGCAGGAAGCUGUAUUAGCACCUCUGAAUCUAGAGAGACCAUGGACCAGAAACUCAAAAAGUCACAGUUGGGCUGCUGCAACGGCUGUGGAACUGCCCAUCAGCAACAGGGCAGAGGCUCCAGACCUAGACCUCAUGCUGAAUUUCUGCUUUGACCUCCAGAAACAUGGCACAAGAAGCAAGCCGAUGAUGGAACUGCCCUGACAACCUCUCUAAGCUAUCUAGGAAGGUUUUUAGACACUGAUGUUCUCCCAUUUCCCUAAAUGACCAGGACAGCAAAUAUCUAGCAAAUGUUUAGGUUGGGCUUCUGAGUCAGAAAGGUGUUUUCCCAAGGAAAUAAGAUAAUAAAUUGUGGCAGAGAAGUAGAACAUUUUUACUUUUACUUUGUUUUCACAUAUGAGGAAAUCAGAGCAUGCAAAUUCACAUUCCAAGUUGCUGUAAGUAUUUGCAAUCUUUGGCCUACAUUGAGCAGGACUUUUGACCAUGGAUGUUUCUGCAAUCCUUUCUUUAUAGUGUCCAUACCAACUUCCUCAAGGGAUAAUUUCUCUUCUCCAUCAGCUUCCAGUGAAUCCCAAUGGCUACUUGAGGUCUAGAAUGGGAUAUUUUUUGAUUCAGGAAAGAUCUAAGAAUAUUAGAAGAGACCCACUGGAUCAGAUCAAAGCCCAUUGUUGCACAAGACUUCCCAAUCAAUGAUGGUCACAUUCACACCAUGCAUUUAAGGUGUUAUGAUACCACUUUAGCAUGGUAUGCUAAAAUAACUUUAAUAUAGCUUCCCCCAAAGACCGCUGGGAGGUGUAGGUUGUUAAGGGUGCUGAGAGUUGCUAGGAGACCCGUAUUUCCCUACAAUUCCCAAAGACGUUUAUCAAUCAUAUUCCCAGAGAACUCUUCCCAGGAAUUUUUGGGAAUUGUAGUGUACCCCCUCACAGAGCUACAAUUCCAAGCAACCUUAACAAACUACAGUCCCCAGGAUUUGGAGGGCGGAGAAAGAAGCUGUGUGCUUGAAAUGUACAUUAAUUGUGCCCUAAAUGUAUGGUGCAAAUGUGACCUAUGUCUGUGUACUUCUCACUACGUGUAUUCAUGUUCAUGGGGAUCAUAGAAUCACAGAAUUGUAGAGGGAGAAUUUAUGAGGGAGUCUGUUCAACUGUCAAGCAGCUCUUACCCUCAUGAAGUUCUUCCUGAAUACUUUGUUGUCGUUUAGUCGUGUCCGACUCUUCGUGACCCCAUGGACCAGAGCACGCCAGGCACUCCUGUCUUCCACUGCCUCCCGCAGUUUGCUCAAACUCAUGCUGGUAGCUUCGAGGACACUAUCCAACCAUCUCGUCCUCUGUCGUCCCCUUCUCCUUGUGCCCUCCAUCUUUCCCAACAUCAGGGUCUUUUCCAAGGAGUCUUCUCUUCUCAUGAGGUGGCCAAAGUAUUGGAGUCUCAGCUUCACGAUCUGUCCUUCCAGUGAGCACUCAGGGCUGAUUUCCUUAAGAAUGGAUAGGUUUGAUCUUCUUGCAGUCCAUGGGACUCUCAAGAGUCUCCUCCAGCACUUAGUCAUUCACAAUAGCCUUUCUUGUAAUUUGAAUCCAUUGGUUUGGAUCCUUCCCUCAGGAGCAGGAGAAGCCUGUGUUGUCAGAUAAAGUAUAAUGGAUUAUUUCUCAAUAUUGAUAGAGCACCAGAGAAUUCCUGGGUUUGCAACCCUUAAGGUGGCCCUUUAGGAUGCCUUUCCUGAGAGCAGGUGCAUGCACACCAUGGUUUUUAAGCACAUUCUCUGCCAAUUAAUCCUGGGAACUGUAGCAUUCCCAGCAUUUGUUAAUUGCAAACCACAGAUCCCAGGAUUCUUUGAGGUGGGAAGGGGAAUGUGAUUUAUACAUAUGGUGUGUACGCAGCCUUAGACUUUGGAACAGAUGGCUUAUUUUAUUUAUUUAUUAUUUAUUUCAUUUAUAUCCCACCUUUCUUCCAAGGAGCUCCAAGUGGCUUAUAUGGUUCUCCAUUUCUCCAUCACAACAACCCUGCAAGGUAGGUUAGGCUGAGAGGGAGGGACUGGCCCAAGGUCAUCCGGUGAGCUUCAUGGCCAAGCUGGGAUUUGAACCCUGGUCUCCCAGAUGUUGGUCCGGCACUCUAACCACACUGGCUUUUGGGGGCUUUCCCUGUUUUUAUGGAAGUGUGCACCCCUUCCCUUACUUUAAAAUGUGGUACGCCAGCCUAGUUAACUUGAGGGGGGCCUCCUGGUCAUUGUGCCAAGUGGGACCCAUGGACAUUUGUCCCAGAUUCCUGCCCUGAUGGCUCCACUGCCUGAGAGGACCGUCAGAUCCUGGAGCUGGCCUGGCCCCACAAGAACCCUUAAAGGCAGAGCGUUGGUGGAGCCAAGUCAGCAUUUUACCCUUGCCAGAUAGACCUAUUUCAUGAGCAGAUCCCACUGUGGCUAAUUUGCUCUCUUUGCCCAGUCAAUAAUUCUUCAAACUUUUGCUCACCGUUUGUACCACUUCCUGAUGCUCUGUCCGUUCAUCAGUCCCCCCCACCCCAAUGUGUUGCAACAGUAUACUUCAACCCCUUAAUAAUUAACAGCACUUGUCCAUCAGCAUUGUCUUCUGGCCAUCUUAAGGAAAUCAUAUUGACUUUGCAGUCCUGAACACCCUCCAGAAACUGGGUUUUGCCCCUCAAGCCCUUCUAAGACUGGGCUUGGGCCAGGCAAAAGCUACAGUCAGGCAAAGAAUAUUAGACACCGAGAGACAACAGGACUGCGCAAGGUGCCCGACUAUAAAAUCGGAGAAAUCGAGAGAGAUAUAUAGCCGCACCGGCAGCAUAUCUCGUAUCUAGAAAUGCAAGAAGGGCCUUUACACUCGCCAGAAGCUUGGCUCUUCCCUCACUGGUCCUGGAUGGAGCCUUUAGAAAAGUCCCGUAUGCUCAGAGACUUUGCACCUGUCCAUUGGGAGAGAUAGGAAGCCCAGAACACUUGUUCUUUAGAUGUCCCUUUUAUGAAGAGGCACGUAGUAAGAUCAUUGAUCCCCUACUGGUGAGGCUCGCCGACCUCCCGCAAAAGCAAAAAUUUGAACUUUUCUUGUUAGGCAAAGAUCAGAAGAUGACCUGGAUGGUCACCAGAUUCUGUGUACAGAUCUGUAGGCGCAGACCAUCGCCCAACUCAAAAUAGUCCGGCAUGAAAAUCCCCAAACUGAAUUCCAUGGGUGACACUGAGUCAACUCCCUGGGAUAGUUUAUUGUUGUACAUUGUUUUUAAAUUUAUUGUUGUACAUUGUUUUAAUUGUCUGUUUUACUUCUGUGACUAUACCCCCAAGUGUGUUUUAUAAGCUGGUCUCCGACUGUAAUAAAUUAUCUUUAUCUUUAUCUUCUAUUGACUUUGCAAAUACUGCCGUACCUAUCUGUUUCUUUGGGGGAAUUUCUUUAAUUUCAGUGUUUCCUUGUCAAUUCAGAAACGUGACAAGGUUACGUUGCGCAAUGGAUUCAUUGGUGAGAGAGAGGAGAAAAAGAAAGGAAUGCAAAUUUGGGAGGGGAGGAGCAAAUAGCUGAAUAAUUGGGCAGUGCUUUUGUUGUUUAAAAAAACAGGUGUCUUGAUCAAAGUGCCAUGGCUGCCAUGGGCAUAAGAAAAGGGGGGAGUGGGUACACACCAAAACCACUGAACAAACCUUGUGAACCAUCACCACCAACCACAGUGCAAAGUUCACUGUGAUUUGUACAUCAUCCUUCAACCUGGCACCCUCCACAUUUCUCAGCCUAACCUACUCCUUAGGGUUGUUGUGAAGAUUAAACGAGGAUGGGGAAACCAUCCUUUGAGAAAAUGCAAUUUUGUUGUUGUUUAGUCGUGUCCGACUAGCAUAGAAUUGCAGAGUUGGAAGGGACCCAAGGGUCAUCUAGUCCAACCCCCUGCAAUGCACAAAUCACACCGAAAUCAUCCUCAUUGCAAUAAUAAUGUUUUGGACUACUGUACAUUAUUUGCCUCUCUGUCCGCUAUGUAACAGUUUGCAAAAUUAAUGUAACUUAAAUUCAUUUCAAUGUGAAGGAAAUGUCAAACUGAUAUGGAAAAAAGUCACUAACUAUGUAUCAUUUGCAGACUUAAACAAAUAACAAAGUUGUGAAUGAAUUUUAUUGUAUUCACCUGAUGGAUUUCCUUUCCUGACCACAGAUGAACACACAAGCUGCAGCAGUCUCUGUUUCCAAUUUUGUUUUUAUCAGAAUUCCCUAAAAUUCCUACUCAUGAUAAAACAACUCCCAGAGAUUGGAGGUUCAGAGCAUUGGGAGUCAGCUGGCUUGGUCCAUAUGAAUGAAGUGUGUGUGUGGGGGUAUUUAGGAUGCUUCUUUCUUGAGUUUGGAUUGGUGGAACAAAUUCUGCUCUCUCCCCCUCCAUUAUCCCUGUGUGUCUCUCUUUCCCAAUAUGGAAGGCUGGGGGUGGGGAGGCAGGUUUUGGAUCAAAAGCAGGUCAAGGGCAUCUGCCUACAAGGUGCAACGGAUGAUGUCACAAUUAAAGGGCAUCUUGUAUCAACAUGAUUUUUAGUAAGCUGGCAAUCCUCAUCAGCAGAAGCACUAGGGCCAACUUGUGCAUUUGUUUCUUACAGACAUUUCUGCUUGUGAUAUAUCUUUUUAUCAUAUAUGAUGCUUUAAAAAAACUCUUUCUUCUAUUUUAUUUUUAUUUUGAAGUAAAACUGGGUUUUUAACCUAGUUAAGAUUGACCGUUAACUUUGCAGAGUAAUUCAGUCUUGGAAGCUGCCACAAAGGGAGCAAGGGAUGGUACAAAAAAAAUUCGCAAAAAUGAACCCAAAAGAAGUAACCUUUUCAGCUUGCUAUAGCCAGUGCAGUAAAACUUCUCCCUUUAAUGUGGAAUGAGCUUUCUGGGACAGCAACUAGGGGGAAAGUGCUGUGUUGUCGGGGUGUGGAUAAAAGGGUUGUGACUCAGUGGGAGAGCAUCUCUUUUGUAUGCAAAAAGUCCAAGGUUCAGUCUUCAGAAUCUUCAGCUAGGGCUGUGAAUGCCCCCUGCCUGAGACCUUGGAGAGCUGCUGCCAGUCAGUGAAGACAAUACUUAGCAAGAUGGGUCAAGAGUCUGACUCAUAAAUAUAAGGCAGCUUCCUAUGAGAUGUGAGCCUGUGUGUCCCUGCUCCUGACCCUUUUGAAUGUGCCAAGGGCUCCAAAAUGUAUUGGGUUAGCAACAAACAAGAUUGAUCUCCUGAGAGAUGGCCUUGUAGGGGGUCUGGGCUCCAUAUCUUCCUCCUUUCUCCAAAGAAUCUCUCCAGGGUUGCCAGACUUUGGAACUUCUGGGCGGAGGAGGAAACCUGAGUUUCAGAGCCAGCUGGGAAAAGUUGGCCCCUCCUCCCUGGGUGCUCCUAAAUACCUGGCCUGCAGGAAGCAGGUGCUUCAAAGAGAUCUUGCAAGACAGAUGGAGCAUCGUCCUCUUGGGGAGAUGAGCAGCGGCAGGUUUCCCGUGGAGGUGAAAGCAGUGGGCUUGCUGAAGCACAGAAAACAAAAGGUAUUUCAGUUGCCCCUCUGCCUCUCCCACAGUUAAUGCAUGUGUGUUGGGUCUGAAAAUAUUUUUAGGUGUGGAAUUGAUUUCAAUUUGUUUUCAUAUAUGGAGCUGAUUUGAAUUGUUUAUGGGGUUUUUUAUACUGUGAAAUAACUCUAUCAAAAAUCAUAGAAUCAUGAGUUGGAAAGGAGACAAAGGAUCAUCUAGUCUAACCCUCUCCAAUGCAGGAAUCACAGCUAAUUCCCUGACAGAUGGCCAUCCAACCUCCACUUAAAAACCUCCAAUGGAGAAUCCACCACCUUUUGUGGUAGUCCGUUCCACUGCCGCAUGGUUGCUGCCACCAGAAAGUUCUCCCUAAUGUUUAGUCAGAAUCUCCUUUCUUGUAAUUUGAACCCAUCGGUUCUGGAUAUUACACUCUGGAGACACAGGAAACAAGCAAUCUGUGUGACAAUCCUUCUGAUAUUUGAAGAAGGAUGUCAUAUUACCUCUCAAUCCUUUCUUCUCCGGGCUAAACAUUCCCAGCUCCCUCAUCUGUUCCUCAUAAGUCUUGGGUUUCCAGAAUGUAGUGUAGCUGUAGCACUGAAUAAGAGCUGGCUGGGAGACAUUCAGGGCCUGUAGGAACCAUCUGCUCUAUUUCCCUCCCCAGGUAUGGAUGCUUCUUGUCUCCUGGUCAGAUCAAAACAACAUUCUCAUCUACCGGGAGUUUGAAGAAUUUAAGAAACUCCAUGUAAGUUUUCUUUUGAACGUAAAGGGAGUAAGAUUUGAAACUGGGGAGGCCAGUUUCCCCUGCUUGUGCACAAUGAUUUCUCCUCUGUUGAGAAGCAUGAUAGUACAGUGGUGCCUCGCAAGACGAAAUUAAUCCGUUCCGCGAGUCUCUUCGUCUUGCGGUUUCUUCGUCUUGCGAAGCACGGCUAUUAGCGGCUUAGCGGCUUAGUGGCUUUUAGCGGCUUAGCGGCUUAGCGGCUAUUAAGAAAAAGGAAACAAACUCGCAAGAACUCGCAAGACGUUUCGUCUUGCUAAGCAAGCCCAUAGGGAAAUUCGUCUUGCGGAACGACUCAAAAAACGGAAAACUCUUUCGUCUAGCGAGUUUUUCGUCUUGCGAGUUUUUCGUCUUGCGGGGCACCACUGUACUCAUUUUCCCUUCUUGUUUCUCCCAUCACUUAGAAAGACUUGAAGAAAAAGUUCCCUAUUGAAAGUGGUCUCUUGAAGAAGUCCGACCGGACCAUCCCCAGGUUUCGAGGUAAAAGGGGAAGAAGGGAGGCCUUUCAUUAGAUUUUAAUUUUACAGUGGUACCACGGGCUACAUACACUUCAGGUUACAGACUCCGCUAACCCAGAAAUAGUACCUCGGGUUAAGAACUUUGCUUCAGGAUAAAAACAGAAAUCGUGCUCCGGCGGCGCGGCGGCAGCAGGAGGCCCCAUUAGCUAAAGUGGUGCUUCAGGUUAAGAACAGUUUCAUGUUAAGAAUGGACCUCCGGAACGAAUUAAGUACUUAACCUGAGGCACCCCGGCGCCGCAUAUGCUUAAGACAGCCCUGAGUAUAAAGGAUGGGGGAUGGGGGAGGAGGUGCUGCCAAGAGCCACCACAGCAUCCCUUGAUGGCUUUCCCACUUCUGUUGUGUCCCCUCCAAGAUGUAAAUGUGAUGCUGAAGAAGAACCAGAAGUUGAGCAGGUGCCGGGAGAGUCUGAUGUUGUUGGAGAUUUACUGUCAGGAGCUCCUGAAGACAAAAGCCAGGAUCUCCCAGGGAGAGGAUGUCGUCCAUUUUUUUGAAGCACAAAGCCGAGAUAUGGACCCUUCUUUUCCGGAGAACAGGUACCGUCAUUUUUUAAGAAAUGAAAGUAUAUAUAUCUAUUUAGAAGUAAUGGUGUCUCUGUGUGCAUUUUAUAUAUCUAAAGGUGGGGUUGUUUUUUGGGGGGGGUUGCAACAAUUCAUUAUAAUAUGGAACUUGCCCUCAGGUUUACAAUCUAAAUGACACAACAGAAAAGGAAAAGGGAUGGGGAGGGAGGAGAGGGAAAAGCAAACUCAGGCAACAGAACAGCCUCUUUGGAUAUGUUAAUGGUCGCAGUUAACUGGCCAGCUAAGGCCCUUAACUUAAAAAAGUAACUGGUUUGGCUGGCUCUGCAAGUUUUCACUUAUAGAUUUUAACCUCACAGAUACAGGAUCAUAGGUUUGGAAGGGAUCUGUAUCAUUCCAGAAUGACCCCCAAAACCUAUAAAAAUUCUGGUAGGGCUCUGUCACUCCUUGGCCUGGUGACCAGCCUUCUGUGACAACAGUCAAUUCAUGGGUCAGAGCUGCUUGCCAACCUUCAUCUCUCACCUUCACAGCACUCAUGUGUGUAGUCUAGAACAAAGCAACACCCAUCACUGUGGCUUGUCUGUUCAGACCAACCCUAAAGCCAAGUCAAACCACUGUUUGCAAACCCAACUUUGGCUUGCCAGCCCCUAGCAAACCAGUGGCUUGCCACUUCCAAUAUUAUGCCAAAAUACAAUGAAGCUUCCCAAAUGUUGGAAGUGAUUCUGUGUCUGAAUUUAGCUUUAUUCAUUGUACUGGUUUUAAUUCUCAGGGUUGCGCACAUGGGAGUGUUGUUGUGGCAAGGAUGAGGAAAGGAUGGUAAAUGGAUUGAGCUGAAAUAAAAACCUUUUAGUUAUGACUCUCAGAGCUGCCUUCGUGAUCUGCUGACUGUCGUUUGCAAACAAACUCUGACAGAUGUAAGAGUGGUCAUUACAGAUUGGCUCCUGAAAGCUUCCCCCCACCCUUUUCCUUUUUUUGGUAGCUGAAACUGACAAAUUAACUUUUGUAUGUUUUCAAAAUGGAAAAUGACAUGAACUACUGCAGAGACGUGCACAUUUCAGAGUAGGUUGAAAUAAUAAUUGCAGCAAAAUGCCACGUUGAAGGAAACUGCUUAGGAUCAUUGUGCAUGUGGGUUUUUAUAGAACUGAUCUGUCAAAUUAAUUGAUUGAGAUACUUUGAAGAUUCCUAACUGACAAAUAUCUCACUGGCCUGCAGCCAACAUGGCACCAGAGUUUUCUUUAUGGUUAUAUGAGUUUUAAGCAUUUGUCUUAAUUCUAAGCAGUGACAUAUCAAUGAGCCAUUGCUAUUGAUAGGCCAUGUUUUCAUAGAAUCAUAGAAUUGUUGAGUUCAAAGGUACCCCAAGGUUCAACCCCCUACACUGCAGGAAUAUGCAGGUGUUCCAUAAAGGGAAUCAAACCCGUGAUGUUGCCGUUAUCAGCACCACACUAUUUUGUUUAUAUGCUUUCCUACUUUCUUUGCAUGCUUUUAUGUACGGGGAAGUGCCCUAACUGAGUGGUGAAGCAUUUAUUUAUUUAUUUUGCAUGCAGAAGAUCCCAGGUUUGAUUUUCAAUGACAUUUCUAGGUAGGGUUGGGGGAAAGCCCUUGCCUGAAACCCAUAACAGCUUCUGCCAGUCAGUGACAGGUGACCAUGGAUCUGAGUCGUUGCUUCCUAUAUUGCAGUCUGCUGCUUUUCUGAUGAGAUGUUUUCCAGGAUUCCAGCCUUGAAAGACACCAAGUAAUAUAUACUAGGCAAAAUCUGCAUGGAGAGCUUCUCCUGCAAGUUCCAAAGAUCUCAGAAGCCCACUCUGGAGAGUGACUCGGAGCAGGGCUUUAAUGCAGCUGCCUCUGUUCUGUGGAGUAGCAUUCGUGUUGAAAUACAACAGACAGCCACUGUCUACACUUCCCAGAAACAGCUGAGGCAUUUUUGUUCCAACAGACUUUCCCAGCUAGGUAAACGAGUCUUCACCGCGUGUUUUCACUUGUUAGGGUUUCAGUCCUCUUUCAAAUGUAUUUGUUUUUGCUGUUGUUGUUGUUGUUGUUUUAAACUGUUUUAAAUUAUCUUAUGUGCAAAACACCCAGAGACACUGAUUCUGAAGGGAGUUAAUAAAUUACUUGCAAUAAUAGUAAUAAAUUGUGUCACCAUGGACGAAAUUAGACUAGAGACCAAGCUCACUGAGAAGACAAGUUUUCCCGAUCUGCUGUAAUUUCUUUGGAAUUUAUUCCAGUUCAAAAAGGGACAUAGAAUCCUAGGACUGGAGUUGGAAGGGAUCCCCCGCAAGGGUCAUCUAGUCCAACCCCCUGCAGUGCAGAAAUCACAGCAGACAAAUCAUUCCUCCCACUUUUGCAGCAUUGUGAUUUUGCCUUCCGAAAUGGGCCCAGGGAAGAAAGAGACACCUUUGCCACCCAGCACGACCAUCACACAGCCGGUCAUGUCCCAGAGUUACAGGUGCAUUGAAGCCUAUGAGACCAAAGACACAAGCAACAGGCUCUUCAGAGCCACCAAGGGGGAAAUACUUGAAGUCCUCAUGAAAGACAAGACAGGUAUGCUUCUUUACUCCAGUUCUGUAUGCAUAGUCAGCCCUGUUUAGGGACGUUUUUAAUGUUUGAAGUUUUAUUCUGUUUUUAAUGUUCCAUUGAAAUCUGCUCAGAGUGGCUGGGGAAACCCAGCCAGAUGGGCAGGGUAGAAAUUUGUUAUUAUUACAGUGGUACCUCGCAAGACGAAUGCCUCGCAAGACGAAAAACUCGCAAGACGAAAGAGUUUUUCGUUUUUUGAGUUGCUUCGCAAGAUGAAUUUCCCUAUGGGCUUGCUUCGCAAGACGAAAACGUCUUGCAAGUUUGUUUCCUUUUUCUUAAAACCGUUAAUACCCGUUAAAACCGUGCUUCGCAAGAUGAAAAAAACGCAAGACGAAAAAACUCGCAGAACGAAUUAAUUUCGUCUUGCGAGGCACCACUGUAGUAGUAUUAUUAUUAUUAUUAUCAUCAUCAUCAUCAUUGUAUUAUUGAAUUGUAGAGUUGGAAGGGACCCCAAUGGUCAUCUGAUCCAACCUCCAAACAAUAUGCAGGAAUCACAGCUAUUUUCUGCUCAUCAAAAUAAAAAUCGCAGAGCAGUUCACAUAUAAGAGCACAAAAUACACAGCAUAACAGCUUUCGCCAGCAAACCUCCCGCUGUCCCAUGUCCGCUGCUGGUGCUUCAUUCUGGAAAACAGGUGCAGCGCCAUGGCUGUGAGAUUUGAGCUACAAAUCAGGAGGUCCCAGAUUCAAAUCUCAUUUCUGCCAUGAACUCACUGGCUGGCUUUGGACAAGCAGGCUUCUCUCUGCCACCUCCCUUUUUAUUUAUGAGAAUAAAAAUAUCUAGUUUUUAAGGUUGUUGUAAGGAUUAUUGACAGAGGUGGGAAAUCUGCGGCCCCUCAGAUGUUGCUGACUACAACUCCCAUCAUCCAUGCUCUCACAAAAUUGGGAUUAAGUGGUGCAGUUGGCCCCACACUCAUCAGGUUCUGUCUUUAAAAAAGACACACUGGGGGAAACUUGCAGAUGGCCUCAGCUUCCUUUCAGAGUGAUUAUUUUUUGCAGGAUGGUGGCUGGUGGAAAACUACUGGAAACAAAUUGCCUGGUUCCCAGCCCCGUACCUGGAGGAGACGGAGGAGGCAGCUGCCACCGAGGAGACAAAAGAGACAGGUGAGUCUGGACAAGUCUCUCAAGUGACUCUGAUGCUUUCUCAUAGAGGGGAACAUCAGGCAGGUGCCUUAGUUGCUAAGUCAGGUCACCUCUACCUCAGGGUUGUCUAUGCCAACCUCCAUCAACCAGGUGCCUUCCAGCUGCUUUGGGCUACAACUCUCUCAUCAGCCCCAGCUUCAUACAGCUAUGCUGGCUGGGGCUAAUGGGAGAGAGACAGUCCAAAACAUCUGGAAGCAAAUCCCCUAAUGUAUGGCUCUUUAUACACAUUUUUUGGGUUGAAGAACAGCACUGCAAGAUCCAGAAAAGCAAUAUGGAGGACAGCUGUGCUUCGGUUUACAUAUUGGUUUGGGAAGUUGCCCUUCCCUGUCCCAGUUGCCUUUCUUCUUCCUUGCUCAUCUGGUGUAUUGUUUAAAAAAACAAGUAGAGAGCUGGAAACAGUUCCUCCUCUUUUCUUUCAGGGAUGCUGUAUUAUGUCACACGGGCUUAUGAGGCCAAGAAGUCAGAUGAACUGUCUGUGAAGAUUGGGGUUGUGGUGGAAGUGCUGGAGAAAUCAGAUGAUGGAUGGUGGCUUGUUUGGUAAGCCAGUGGGGCUGGGGCUGUUCGUGAAUCAGGAUAACUUGUCUGCUAGUGGUCCAAGCAUUGGUAACUGCAAAGUUUGAUUACUGUAAUGCACUCUGUAUGGAGCUACCCUUGAGGUUGGUUUGGAAGCUGCAGCUGGUACAGAACUCAGCAGCUAAACUGCUGAUGGGCACCAAACAUUGUUGGCAUAUUAUUAUUAUCAUCAUUAUCAUUAUCACUGAUUUAUUAACUUUCUUCCAAUAACAAUGCAUUUUACACUAAUUAAAAGCAAGUAAUCCCUCCCUGCCCAAUCCCAUACACUUAAAACAAGACUGGAGAAGACUGAGAAAUGAUGUGACAGCCAUCUUCAAAUAUCUGAAGGCUCGUCACGUGGAAGAUGAAACCACCAUCAGGGAUGCCUCUUAGUAACCCAAAGCUUGGAGAUGCUUGGCAGAGAAGUCAUCUGUGCCAUACAAAAUAAACUAAAAAACAGUAGAAUGAAAGGUUCAGCCCUGUGAGAGGUAGCCUGCUAUUCCAAGCUACACAGCAACAUUCCCCACCCCCCCCCGACUUGCAAAAAAUGAAAAUGAAAAAAACAAACCAACCCAUUUUUGUCAUCCUGGAACUUAUUUUGCUUUUAAAGUGACGUUUCUGCAUUUUUGGUCUUUCAGGUAUAACGGGACAACAGGCUAUGUCCCUUCCAUGUUCCUCCAGCCAUACAGAAACCCUCACAGCAAAUUCUUGGCUCUCGUCAAUAGCAGCCUGUGUUACUCUAUGCCAAACUUAUCUCAAGCUACUAGUCCCUUGAGUAAGAGCUCCCCAAGCCAACAGAGAGGCUCUUGUGAGGGUGCUGCCCAGGUUCAUUCAACCAAUAUGACGAUGGAAAUGCAAGAAUACAACACGCCCCCAAGUAGAAUGAGAUCCCACUCUCUGAGUGUGUCUGUGGCCGUAGCCACGUCUGGGCUGGCAAGUGGGGUGGACUGCCUGUCUGACAGCUCAGGAAACGUGAGUGGACAGGGAUAUGACUGGCCCCAGAAUCCUGAGGUGAACAGGGUGAGGAACAGCACCCCUGGAGAGACCCUCCUCCUCUGUUCCUCAAGGAGUCAUGGCUGCCUCUCCCCGCCCCUGGAGAGCAAGCAUCGAAGCGACUCUGGCUUUGAGGAGCAACCGUUGGGCUCGUCUGAUACUUUGCUUCGCUCCUCAGAUUCUGAACCCGCUUCUGGUCAUCCAACGAUACCCCCACGCCCUCAGGCCCAUGAAAUCCUCCAGAGGUGCACCACCAUCACCAGAAGAGCCCUGCGAGGGGCUCUGGCCAGGGCCAGCCCCACUGCAUCCUCUCAAGCCUGCCAUUGAAACGGCAACAUAGAGGGUGCAAAACAAGGGGGGAUAGCAGGAGCUGGUUCAAAACACAAGUGGGGGGGUAGUGCCAGUACUGAGCAAGGCAACACAUGCAGCACUACAUGUGUGCAUUUAGAACUCGGAGCCUUAAUGCUUGGAGAGUGGGUAAAAUGGAAGCGACUCUUGCAGGCCUCUCUGACUGAUAAACAGGCUCAUUUAGUUCUUGGAAUAGGAGCCUUCCUCAACCUAGGGUGCUCCAGAUGCUUAGAAUGCUUAGAACUCACACAUCAGCCAUACUUUCUGGGGCUGAUGGGUUAUAGUCCCCCCUCCAAAACAAAAAACCCUACUGAUUAAGUAGGGCUGAAAGUACCACCCCAUUAAAUGUGUGGUUCCCCAUACUUUGCCUUUGGACUAGGACUGGAAAAUCUGUUGCCACCCAGAUGUUGGAUUACAACUCCCAGAAUUUAUUGGACAUGCUGUCUGGGGUUAAUGGGAGUUGGGAGUAAUCCAUCACUGCCUUAGGGUGACCCCUACAGUGAUUGUUAAUGCUAAGAAGGCAAUGGAUUAAUUUGAAUGGAGUUGUGUUUUCUCAAACCACCAAUGACUGAAAUUCCUCUCCACUGUAGUGUGCAAUUAGACUUGCUUGCUUGAGCAAUCUCAACAUCUUUUAUCUGCAGGCACUUGCAGCAGAGUGCUAGAUGGUUUUUUCAUCUCUAGUUGAAUUUAAUGGGCUCAUAUUACACAUUAAUAUAAUGUUAUCUUUUAAGCAUGUACGGGAUGGAGCUGGGUAUAUAACUCUGAUCCAACAGGACUCCUAUAGUGUUCUUAAAACAUCUGGGCGGCAGUAGAUUGGGGAAAGGUGUGGUAGGCUUUCCUUUUGAGUUAAUAUGUAUAGAUUGCAGAACUAAGUCUGUAAAUACAUUUAUCAUACAAGUACUGUAUGAUUUUUUUUCUAAUUCACUUGGUAUGUUAUUCUCUUU